Molecule: messenger RNA, 2007 nt
Organism: Acanthoscelides obtectus
Lineage: Eukaryota; Metazoa; Arthropoda; Insecta; Coleoptera; Chrysomelidae
Source: the annotation of a GenBank genome assembly
UUGGCAACACCUCAAUAAUUUGUCAUUUCAAAUAACUUAGACCUGCUGAGUGAAAGUCUAUCAAGGAUGGAAUGUGAUAAUUAUUUCUCUGUCCCCUAACAUUUGAAUCGAAAAGAUUAUUAACAAAAACAUCGUGCAUGUAAAAAUAUAGGUAAUUCAAAAAAGAUAACCUUAAAAACGUGUCAUAACAACGACCUACAGUGCACGUACACAAUUGAGUAUUUAGUACAACGUCGAUAAUUGGAACAAUCACGUCAGUUGUCGAGCUAACACCAAAUUUCAACGUUCAAUUAUGACAUGCUAGUGCUAGCUGGGAUAUCAAUGCGCAUUUUUUUAUACUUGAGCCACUACGAAGGCAUAUGGCCUAAAUACUCAUGGGUACCGUGGGGCUAUAGGGAGAUACAAGGGAAAGGGGGGACACGACACGAAAUCUAGCUGGUACCUCCGCGUUCGACAGUCAGAGGCCGUCUACCACCUACGAAAUCAGGUACUAUGAUAAUAAUUAUUCCAUCUACAAAUUAAUUGUUUUUCCUCUCCGCUAAGCUGAAACAGUUUUUACAUAGUGGAAUGUUGCAAGCAAUACAAACUAUUUUCGUUCUUGUCUCUUUGUUAUUUCUGGAACAUUGCUGACAUCUUCUUCGGGAAGGACCUUCAGAUGGAGUGCAGCGAAACGGGCAGAAAAUACAGCUACGAGGAGGUGCGCUGUAAGGCGCGCAACCUCAGCAAAUACCUGAUUAAAAAACUGAAACUGCAGAAAGGCGACGUGGUAGCGAUCCUCUCCCCCAACAUCCCCGAGUAUAUGAUAACGUGUCUCGGGAUAUUAGAAGCCGGAUUGGUUAUUACCUCCAUGAAUCCGAUUUACACCGCCGAUGAAGUAUACAAACAACUGGUAGAUUCGUCGGCCAAGGUGCUCAUUACUUUGAAUGAUGGUGCUAUUUCCAAAACAGCAAAAACAGCUGUUGAAAUGACAAAAAAACAGCUGCCUAUUAUAGUGAUAAAAGAUAAGAUGUCGUUGACACCUCUCAGAUGGUCGUGUGAUUUUAAGAUUAAAGAAGAUAUGUCGAAGUUUAUUCCACUAAAAGAACAGACUACUGGGCAGGACUUGUUUUGUUCCUUUAAAAAUAUUAUUUCUUCUGAGAAAAUUCCAAUAUCGAAAAUAGGCUUGACAACCGAUGGCGCUCCAGCUAUGGUGAUACGGGUCUCGUGUGGUUAUGUCGUAACAAUGAAAGUUUUCCACAAUUUCUCUGUUACCACUGCAUUAUCCAUCAGCAAGCAUUUUGUGGACAUUUUCUAAAACUAGACAAUGUUAUGGAAUUCAAAACCUUGGCCGAUGAAAUUGACUUCCAAUGGUUAAGUAGGGGACGACUGCUGAAACGUUUUAAUGAUAUCAUAACAGCCUUAGUUCAAUUUUUCAAACAACGUGAUGAACCAAUUCCGGAGCUAGAAAAUUCAAUCUGACUUAGAGAUUUUGGUUUUCUUGUGGAUAUUACAGAAAAAUUAAAUGAACUUAACAUGCAUCUUCAGGGGAGAGACAAAAAAACAGCAGAAAUGAUUUCUGAUAUAAAAGCGGUUAUCAAAAAGGUUGAGUUUUCCGAAUAAAACUUAAUCGUUGGCGGUACCAGGCAUUUUCCUGUUCUUUCAGAAAAGUUAUCUCAAUCUCCAUUAGAACCAUAUGACAGUAAAUCUCAUGUAGAAAAAAUAGUCUCUAGCUUGAAGGAUUCCAACGAAAUUGCUAUAGUUGAGCAAUUUAAUGUUUCACCCUUCAUGGAAAUUGAUAUCCAACAGUAUGCAACUUCUGUUACGCAGAAUUUUAGCGAAGACAUCGCUGCGACAGAAAUGGAAGUGAUUGCGUUUUGCGUUUCGACUUACAGAUCAACAUUUAGAUAUUUGUGUGGUGGUAUCAAAUUAUACUCCACACAUUAUAAAAAUUGUCAGUGAGUCUGUGUGUCAGUCUUCUCAUUGAACACACAUUUUUUAUCUGGACAUGUUUUUGUUUAAAAUUGUGCG